AUGACACGAAAGCGAAGAAUCCCAGAAAAUCAUGAAGAUUCCCAUCAAAAACAACCGCGGUAUCAAGAGAAUCGAGAGGAAAAACAUGAUGAACAAGGUGAAGGUGGAGAACAUGCUGGAAAAGGAGAAUUCCCCGUCACUCUGGUCCGAUAUCUCGAGCAAAUGGCCAAGGAGAAACCUACAGGAGAAAUGUGUAAGUUUCUUGGAGAAAAAAUACUUUUUUGAUGGGAAACCGACAUUUUAUACGAUGAAAAGUGUUUUGGAUUUUUAGCGUUUUUGAAAAUGAUUUUUUUAGUGGAGAUUUUCGCUGAGAAGUGUCUUGAAGAAGUUGAGGGUCAAGAGGAACAUCUCCUUCAUUUCGUCGAUGGAUGUUUGGCAGUAGAAGCCGUGUUUACCAAGUCAGCGGAAGCGGCUUUUGAAUACCUGAAAAGGCUUCAGCGCUACAAAAAGAACCAACGAAUCCAACUGAUGUACACUCGAAGUGCCGAAAGAGUCAUUGAGAGGCUGAUUUUGACCAUGGUUCCAUUCCAGGACGAACAUGAAGAGGUUAGUUGGUCAACUGAACAUUCAUCAUGGAUAAUAUAAUAUUUUUGAGAUUUUUUAAAGUUUUUGGUCAAAUUAUAGUAAUAGAUGAAACGAAGGCUUAUUUAUUUUGAGUUUUAUUCUAGACUUGACCAUUAUCUGAACAUUUUUUCAGAUAAUUUCUGCUUGGAUCGACUUGCUCAUCGAAAAUUGGAAUGACGUCAUUUCCGAUCAGGCUUGCUCGUUCCUAAUAAGAGCUAUUGCCAAGGCUCUGUGUGGGAUCAAUCCGCAGCUCGCGGCGAACAAGUCGAUACAAGACGCGUUGAAAAGUUUGGACAAAAAGAAAUUACCCAAGGGGUGGAUAAGACAAGAGCUGGAAAAACUGUACCUACGCGCAUUCGAUUACAAUUCUAUGCAAGGUAGAGUGGUCUAUAAAAAAUUCAGAGUGUUUAGAAAGAGGGUUUAGCAAAUUUUGCUGAUUUUUGGGUACUGGUGACAUGUUAUACGACGAAGUAUUUUUGGAGAGAAUUCGUCGUAUAACAUGUCGCCAGAGUAAGAUAAAAUGGACAUAGUAAUUUCAACUGGUUUUUGAUGGUGGGUUUUUUCAGAAACGGUAAUUUUUUGGUUUUAGUAUGCAGAAUGAACAUGUUAUACGAUGAAAUAUGUUUGGGCAUAGAUCGUCGUAUAACUGAUACGCAGAGAAGAUUUUUACGAAAGCUUUUGGUUAUGCAAGUGAGAAAUGACUUGUAGUUUUACGACAUUUUUAUUUGAUAAAUUUUCAAAAAAAAUAUGUUUUUUCGUAUAAAUUGUCCAAAAAAUCCCAGUAAUCAUCCGUUUUCAGCCAUGCUGGUGAUCCAACCCGUCUCUCUGAUCCUUCAAGACUUUGCCGCCCUCGAGCGAAGAGCCCAAACAGGUCAUGUUCAGACUUUUGUCGCGAAAUUCAUCGAAGACGACAAGAACUUGCUGGAUUCCUUCUCAAAUCGCGCUUCCUCGCGCCUCUGGGAACAGUUGAUCGCCAAUGUAGACGAGCAAAUACACGAAUCGCUCUUUGUUGGCUUCAUUUCGGACCACUUCAAGGUGUUGGCCACACAUCCGACAGCGAAUUAUCCGCUGAAAACGUUCCUUUCGUCGACGAAAUCGGAGGAAAUUGUGAGUUAAUGGGCAAGUUUGAGCCGGUAAACUAAAAAUUUGAUUAGGUAAAAUACGGGAAUUAGUGUUGGUGUUUUUGCGCUCAAUUUUAAGCUUUAUGGACAUUUUAUACGAUGAAACGUGUUUGGGCAGAUUUCAUCGUAUAAAAUGGUAUGAAGUAGAAGAGGACUCUAAAGCUUUUAUGUUAGUCAUUGUGUAGUAAAAUACAAUUAAUUUAGGGCGGAAAUAGACAUUUUAUAUGAUGAAAUGUGUCCAGGCAGAUUUCAUCGUAUAAAAUGGUCUAAAGUAGAAGGGGACUCUGAAAAUUUUUAUACUAACCAUUGUAUAGUAAAAUUCGAUGGAUUUACUCUUCGUAUUUUAUUAUCAAAAGACAUUUUAUACGAUGAAAUGUGUCCAGGCGGAAUUCAUCGUAUAAAAUGUCGCCUUUGUUAAAUACACUCAAUAAAACUUCCGAAUGUUCCCUUGGGGUCCGCUGCUGUCAUAGUUUACUCUUAUUUUUUUAGGCCAGUGAGGUUUCAACAUUGUUUUUGGAGAUCCUGCCCGACUUGAUCGACCAAAACAAGCUUUGGAUCGUCUCACCAGCCCUGAAAUUGAUAGCAAAUUUUGCCGAACUCCAAGAAGACGUCGUGAAGAACCUGAGGAAGUUGUUCAAGUCCUCCAAGAAGGAGAACCGAACCCAUUUUUUACCAAAUGUCGUUUGUUUGAAUGACUCGGAAAUCGAAGAAGCGGAUGGAAAAAUUGAAUUUAAUGUGGAAAAGGCAAAAGUUAAUGGGUAAGAUUUGAUGCAGAUUUGUAAGAGAUGGGUUGAGGAUUAUUUUACAGAAUUUUGAAGUCAUAGAAUUAGAUGGGUGACAAGUUAUACGACGAAAUGUGCAAGACAGUUUUUUCGAAAAUUUCUCGACUUUUUUGAUAAGAAAGUGGUUUGUUUUAUAGAGAAUUUGUGGUUAGGGAUUAUAAGAGUAAUUUUGUGGUAAAAUUCGCGGUGCUUUUUCUUUUUCGAAGUGAAGAAAUGGCAAAAAUUUUGAGAAAAUUUUGGAAAUAUUUGAUCGUAUAACAUGUCACUGUAUAAAUUUUGUGGGCCUUUGUGAUAUUUCAUACAUAUGGCAUGUUUUUAUUUUGAUUUUUAAUACCUCAAAUUAGAGUAAAUUUAAAAUUCUUUAUUUUUCGUAUAAAAUGUCACCUCUCCGAAAAUUGCUGAUUUUUUUUGAAUUAUCAGAUUUUUUCAGCUCCCUGAUUCUAACUCAGCUCUUCCACUUCAAGAAGAAUCAAACCCUGUUGGCCAGCCUCAAUUCCCUAAAGGAGUCGACGCUGAAUUCGCUGACCGAAAGCGCGGUUGGAUCACAUGUUUUUGAUGGAUUUUUCGCCUCAAAAAAUAUUGAUGUGUCAGUGAAAAUCGAACUGUUUGAGAAACUGAAUGUAAGUUUUGGUAAAAUACGGCGUAUUCAAUAUUGAAGUAUUUUUACUCCGAAUCGACAUGAUUAUAACUUUCCAUCCCAUUAGAAGCAAUUUUCUCAAUUUUCAGCCCGGAAAAUUGAUCAAAGACAAGUAUGGAAGCCGAAUUUUUGAGCAUUUUUGGUUUGAAACAGAAUUAUCCCCAGAGUAUCGUGAAAAUUUGAUCAAAAAUUUGUUCACACCACUUCUGACAUCCACGGUAAGUCGCCAUUUUUGAUAUGGGGUGGAUUUUUUGAAAAUUCGGCGAGGGUGACAUUUUAUACGACAAAACAUGUUUGAUCGUAUAAGAUGUCUCCAGUAGAAAAAAUAGUGUUUUGGCUUGAACUAGCGUAUGGAAGUAAAUUAGAGUUUGAGCUUUGGUGAUGACAAAUUUGGGGACAUUUUAUACGACAAAACAUGUUUGAUCGUAUAAGAUGUCUCCAGUAGAAAAAAUAGUGUUUUGGCUUGAACUAGCGUAUGGAAGUAAAUUAGAGUUUGAGCUUUGGUGAUGACAAAUUUGGGGACAUUUUAUACGACUAAACAUGUUUGAUCGUAUAAAAUGUCGCUGCUACCGUAACAAUACCGGUGUACUGUGGAAAUGAAUGAAAUAUUGGCUGUUUAAAAAAUUGCGAAGUUUUUGUAGAAUUUCUAAAAUGAGGGGACAUUUUAUACGACGAAACAUGUUUGAUCGUAUAAAAUGUCUUCACGACUAAAAUCAUUCAAAAGUUAUAAUUCCAGGAUAAAAACCGAUUUGUCUACAUCCUCAUCAACAAGGUUGGGAUCAGAGAGUACCGAGAAAAUCCAAAAAGAUGGCGCCAAUCUCUGGAUCAAAAGAUUGCCGAAGGCAGACAAGGCUUACAGCUUGAUUUUAGCAACAAAGGCGAUGAUAAAACUGGAAAUUCCGGCGGUCCGGCAACCUCGAUCGCGUCGAAGAAGCGAAAAAAGAAGAAUUUCAAAAGAUUUGAAAACAAAAAUGAAUAA
Bursaphelenchus xylophilus (pine wood nematode) is the source of this 4083-nucleotide messenger RNA. The record is from the annotation of a GenBank genome assembly. Lineage: Eukaryota; Metazoa; Nematoda; Chromadorea; Rhabditida; Aphelenchoididae.